Dentiscutata erythropus is the source of this 145-nucleotide messenger RNA. Lineage: Eukaryota; Fungi; Glomeromycota; Glomeromycetes; Diversisporales; Gigasporaceae. The record is from the annotation of a GenBank genome assembly.
AUGGAAAAAUUGAUUCUCAAUCCCAAAUCCAAUGUUAAACAUAGUGAUGACUUAAAAUAUGACAGCCUACAAUUUAAAUUCAGGACGAAUCAGAAGGAAUAUGUUCACAUCGAUUUUGGCAAUGAAUUAGGAUCUGUGAGUGAAG